AUCCAUGACUCACAAGGGCCUAUGCCUUGCACCAAGCAGGACAAGUUAACCGGUAUUUUGAGUGCUAUUCUCCAAGCCAAUGACCAGGUAUGUUGGCACACGCAUUUGAGGAAUGCUGGAGUGUUGCAGAGAACGCUCUGCUGCAAAACCAUCUAAGCGAUGCGCGCCUCCCAAUAAUAAACCGAAUUAUAGCGUGCUCAUGAUUUGUGUGUGGAAUCGAAUGUCAUUUUCGGGUAUUAUGGACAAAAUUAGAGGCGUUAUGAUAUAUUCCUAUUUGAGGCGGACAGUAUGAUACUGAGACGUGUCCAGAAUCUCAGGUUUUCCAAUAAUGAGCGUGUGACGUUUCACCGGGAGAUGAACACGGCGCGGCUUACGUUCAAGUGCUCGGCCGCGAACAGAUUCAGUCAUUACUGGCGACAUUGGGAGUUAUUUAUCUAACGGAAAAAACGGGUUUUCAGUUUCUGCAUUUUGCAAUAUAGUAAUUGUGUUCGUUCUCUCCUUGCCGGGGAGCGCGUGGCUGCAUGGGCCUGGGAGAGGCGUGACGCGCCUGUACCGCAUCUCCUGGAUGGCAGAUAUUUGCAUAUAGGGUCGCCUGAAAGCAUGCAGUGAUGAUGCUAUUGAGGAGAGAUGGCAUCGCACGUGUGUGAUGUGACAACUAGCGUGCCAUGAAGAUUCUGAUGAACGCGUGUUCGAGGAUGUGCCCCGGAGUCUCUCAGGGCCUGCGCACUAAUUGCGCGCACCUGCUGGUAGCAUCGUUGCUGGUGUCCAUGACGAUGUCAAGCUCACCUGUUGCAGGCGGUGUGGACUCCAACGGAACAACAGCAAAGCGGUCGUCAUCGCGGUCCUCAUCGUCACCCUCUUCCAGAUGGCCAGGCGCCACCCCACCCAAAGACACUAGUCCCCAUGGUAACACUGACGCUGCCUCAGUGGACGAUGAAGCUCAGGGCAUACAUCUCCUCCUGAGACCCCCGGACCUGCUGUCCCCCAGCCACCCCCCUCCUCUGCCCCCCCACAGCCAGCCCACCCUCACCCCGCCCCCGCCCUGGGAACACGCCCCCUCCCUAGAGGAGGCCUGGGGGUCCGGUGACUACCUGGAAACGCUCUCCUUCAUGGGCCCAGAGGGGGAGGAACUGGCCCUGGCCACACCCUUACCCAGUCACACCUACGACCCUGACGACGGGGCCUCCUAUGACACCUCCUUCCCCUCCCGCCCAACCCUGCCCCUGUCCUCCAGCCUCCUCCGACCCUAUACGUCCCCCACCUCCCCCCUCCGGGAGGGUCUCCCCUUCACUCACCCUGCCCAGCCUGAGGGAUACCCUCACUGGGAUGAAGAAGACUAUGACCUGGGGGACAUUUUUCCUCUGGAGCCCACGGAGCUGCUGCUGCCGGAUAUGAACAGUCUGGAGUACUACACUAAUCUGCUGGCCAGAGAGAGAGACGAGGAGAGGGAACGGGAGAGAGAGAGGGAAAGGCAGCGAGAAUGGGAGAGAGACAGGGAAAGGCAGCGAGAACGGGAGAGAGACAGGGAAAGGGAGAGGGAUCGAGAUGGAGAAAGAGACAGAGAUAGAGAAAUUGUCAUCCCACCCCCAAAGACCACCCCCAAACUUGGCAUCACACCCACCACUACCACAAAAACACACAUACACACUCAGCCCCCAUCCCCCUCCCCUAGCCCAGGGCCCCCUCCUGCCCGGGACCACAAGCACCCUCUUGUCCCCUCAGCAGGUCCCACCCCUCCCCUGACCCUCUCACCCACUCUCUGGGAGGGUCAGGGUACCUCCACCCCUGGAGUUAGACCCACCUCCAGAGUACCCCCUCAGCCUCCUGUUCCGCGGCCCAGAGUCCCCCCAGCUACCCCUGGCAGACACCCUCCACUGCCCCCAUCUAACACCACCAGCCUGGCUCGACCCCCCAUGCUGCGACCUCCGGGGAGGGAACCCAUAAAACCACCACCACCACCACCACCUGUGACCGAGGUCCCCAGCAACCGACCGACGACCACUACCAAGGCAACCACUGUUACCACGACAACCCCUGGUACCCUGGCAAGCAUCACCCGGACUCCCCCAGCCCCUCCAGGACGCCAGUAUCUGUGUAACGUCACCAAGCCUGACAUGUACCUGGUCAGAGUGGUCCUGCCGAAGUCUGGCUCCACUGUGGGCUUUGGCCAGGUCAGGGACAUCUUGAAGAGGGAAUUCAACCGCUCAGUGGAGUUGCAGUUCCUGAGAACUCCGUCUAGCCUUGCGUUCCGUGUUGUGGCGGGACCUCUGAUCUUCACCGCCAUGUCUGUCGUCAACGCUCUGCGCCAAUCAACACGAAGCUCCUCCUUGUUCCCCACUGUCUCACCUCUCUACGGCAUACCUGAUCAUAAGUACCAGAUACACUCUGUGCUGCAGUUUGUGCCCGGUCACGUGGAUGUGCGUGUGUGUAACUUCAGUGAGCGAGUGGAGAGAGGACUGCUGAUGGCCUACACAGAGACACGCAGACGUGCACAUGAAUUUGGCAACGUUACUGUACAGCUUUUGAACAUCACCAUGGGUCAGGCCAAGCCGCAGGGUGACCAGAAGGUUCCGGUGGACAUCACGUUUGCGUUGCGUGAUGGGCGGGGCUACCUGUUGGGGUCAGAGGUCAGCGGUCACCUGAGACACCUAAGCACGGUGGAGUUCAGCUUCUACCUGGGCUUCCCCGCGCUGCAGAUCGCUGAACCCUUCUACUACCCCGAGCUGAACGUUUCUCACCAUCUACGCUCCUCCUGGGUCCGCACCGUGUUACUGGGUGUCCAGGAGCAGACGGUGACUGAGCGGAGCUUCAAGGCUCGUCUGGAGCGCCGUCUGGCCCUGCUGCUGGAGGAGGGGCUGGGGGACGGGAGUCAACGACCCCGCUGGAAAAGAUCCACGGCCGUGGGCAACAACAGUUUACAGGUGGUGCGUGUGUCGAGGCUGGCAGGUUCAGGGCGUUCUCUGGAAGUGGUGUAUUUCGUGGAGGGACCAGAGGGGGAGAGAGUCCCUGCAGAUGCCACCGCUGCCACCCUCAACCGCCUGGAGCUGCAACGGGCUGCCAUCGUACUGGGGCACCGCGUCCAGAGACCCCUUGCCCAGCCUGUGGAGACUCUGACGGUGCCCCCGUCUGAGACUCAGAGCAGCAGUGUCUGGCUGAUUGUGGGGGUGGUGGUGCCUGUCCUGCUGGCUAUCUUCAUCAUCAUCAUCCUCUACUGGAAACUGUGCGGCUCUGAGAAGCUGGAGUUCCAGCCUGACGCCAUCAACACCAUCCAGCAGAGACAGAAGCUGCAGGCUUCCAGUGUGAAAGGGUUUGACUUCGCCAAGCUCCACCUGGGGCAGCACAGUAAGGAUGACAUCAUGGUGAUCCAGGAGCCUGGUGCCCUCCCUAUGCCCAUCAAAGAGUCCACCCCCUCUGAGGGAGGGGAUCUCAACACUCCCAAAUCCAAGGGCUCCUCCACCAAGGCGGCCCGCGCUAACCGCCGUAGGGGGAGACUGUCCCCGUCAGAUGGUGACUCAUUAGGUAGCGACCAAUCGAGUGGCAGGGAGUCUGCAGAGGAGACCACCAGACAUGUGGGCACGCCCCACGAGGGGAAACCGCACCGAAACAAAACGCCCAAGAAUGUCCCUCCCGCAGGCACUGGUCCAGAUGAGCUGCUCUCCUCUUCCUCCAUAUUUGACCACGUGGACCGUCUGUCCCGAGGCUCGUCUGACGGAAGGGGUCGCCAGGCCAACAAGGUCCAGCUGAUUGCCAUGCAGCCCCGGCCCAGCCCACCACAACGCUCACACAGCCCCACCAUCACAGAGAGGGUCAGCGCAGAGGUGGCUCUGAGACAUAAGUCUGAGAUCGAGCACCACAGGAACAAGCUGCGUCAGCGGGCUAAGAGGCGGGGCCAGUGUGAGUUCCCCUCUAUGGAUGACAUCCUGGAUGCCUUCGGGCAGGCGCAGGAGGAGGCGGGGCAGGGAGGGUGUCCCCAGCGCCUCUACAGCUCAGCCCAUGACCACAUGGACAGCAUCUUGCACCCCGACCACCCCUCGCCCCCCACCCCAGGGGAAUCUAGGAAGAGGGGGAGGCGCUCUCCUCGGGGCCGGCGGAGGCAGCAGGGGAACGGCAGUCUGCCAGACACAGACAGACUGACGGACAGAGACCGCCUGCUCACAGACAACAGCGCCACCUACAGGAAAUACCCUGGACUCAACAAUGUGGCCUACAUGUCUGACCCAGACCUACCUCCAGACCACGGCAGCCCCUCCCCUAACGACGAGGUGUUUGACCACGCCCCUCCCCCGCCCCCCUAUGUGCCCCCCCAGCCGUCCAUCGAGGAGGCGCGGCAACAGAUGCACUCCCUAUUGGACGAUGCCUUCGCCCUGGUGUCGCCCUCCUCCCAGGGCAGCGUCAGUGUCGGGGUCACGCAGGUCAGCCCCGCCCUGCCAAGCCCCUCUCCCUCCCCACAGACACACCCAUCACGCCAGUGGGGCUCCUACCCCGCAGCCCCCACACACAGCCCCUUCUCUGCGAGGUAUGCGGAGUUGGGGAUGUCUCCCUCGUCAAUACAAGGCCUGUCGCAGAGGCAGGGCCUGGGUUCAGGGGCCUAUGUUACUGAAGAGGAGCAGUUGCAGGAUUCUGUUUACGCCAACAGGGGGCAGUAUGAAGAGCCCCCCUCCUCCUCCAGACCUCGGCCUGUUGGGGGAAGCACAGGUGCUCAGCUGCAUCACCUGACUCAGGUGGGCUUGUCGAGCCGGAUCAGUGCGUACCCUGGGGUGGGCCGCAGCGUCUCUGGGCCAACAGGCUCCAGCUGGAACCAGCAGCCUUUAGACCAGGACCUCUCCAGACCCGGAGCCAGCAGGGAGACUGUGCUGUCGUUCCCUGAGUUCUCCUCCUCCGGUGUGUUUCAGAUGCCCAGCUCCUCUCUGGGAGACCAUUCUGUCCCCCCAAUGCUCCUGGCCCCUCCCACUCCAGAGUUCCCCCUAGACGAGUCCUCCCCCUCAGCCCAAAGCUCCGCCUCCCUCAUCAAGGCCAUCAGGGAGGAGCUACGACGGCUCGCCCAGAAACAGGUUGCUGUGGCCAGCAGUUACUCCUAGACCAGUGUGAGCCCCUACCCCUUAACUGGUCAAAACUACUGACUCUAAACUGGUCCGAACCAGUUUGAACUACUCAUCCUAAGCAAGUAUGGAUUGACCGGAACCACUACCCCAAACUAGUUUGAAACAGUCAGAACCACUUUCCCUAAACUGGUGUAAAGAGGCUCAUACUACUAUUCAUAAGCUGGUCUGAACAAGACUGAACCAGUCUGUAACAGAUACGAUUUCCCUACAAUAAUAACAUCACGGUUCUUUACAGGGUUCUUCUCUCUGUAAAGGUUACACGUUCAACAGCACAGUGUUUCCACUGGACAGGAGGAUCGAGUUUGUUUUCUUCAGUUCCAUAGAAAUGCUUCCUUGAGUGGGGCCGUCUCUGCCCUUCCUGACCUCCUGUAUGUGGUGCUAAGCCUCAGCCCAAUGUCUCCUGUCAUUAAGUUAACCACGCAUUGCCUUCAACACACAUUCAUCAUCAGCCAUAUUGGUGAGGUCUUCUCCAUUCAUCAGCCAUAUUGGUGAGGUCUUCUCCAUUCAUCAGCCAUAUUGGUGAGGUCUUGCACUGUAGAGAGAUUUGGAGUAUAGUAUACUUUGGGCACGGGGGACUUGAAUAUACAGAUGAAAAGUAUAUGAAAAUAUUAGUAGAUAUAAAAAUCCCAAAUGAGCACAAUAUGAAUUAACAAGGGUGACCAAUGGAGUAUUGAAAUUGUAUUUAUUUUUUAUUGCUCUGAAAGUAUACUUUAAAUCCUUUAUUUUGUUCAAAAGAAGAUGAAAAAAGACCAAUACUGUUUGGAUGUUCUAUGGCUGUAUUCUCCCUGUGUUUGUGCUCUGUUGCCGUGGAGCUGAUCAUACCGUUGUUUAUCGCAGUGGAGACGUCGCGUAGCAUAGUCGCUCCCUGCCCGUGUGUUCAUGUGUUGACUGCACAAAAAUGAAGAAGGAAAAACCAUGGAUUUGCAGAUAUAAUGUGAAUAUAUAUAUAUAUAUAUAUAUAUAUAUAUAUAUAUAUAUAUAUAUAUAUAUAUAUAUAUAUAUAUAUAUAUAUAUAUAGCUGUUUUCAGUAGGUGUCAAAAGGCUUGACAUGGGGCUAACCUAUCGCAUCCACCACCAAUGUGACCUUCUGCAUCAGAACAAAGGCAUUUCUGGGGUGAUGAUUGACUCUGUCAAAUUGUGAUAGUGUUUCUCUUGUGAAAUUCAAGAUUGGAAUAGGAAUGAUUGUAUACAAUGGUAUGAACAUCGACAAACGUGUUGCAAAGGUGAUUUUUGAAUUUGGGGAUUUUGAUGGGGGGGUUUAUAGCGAGUGAAAAACACUAUGUCUAAUUUCCCCCAAAUGGCUUCCUUUCUUCAUCUCCUUUCCCUGGUCAGCUCUUAUCCAAAUGGAUGUAAAGGUGACCAUCUCGAAGGAGGUGGAUCUAGGAAACAAUGCUAUUUAGGACAAAUCGACAUGUACUAUACUGUAGUAGUUGGUGGGUUUGGUGGUGGUUAUGAAGUGCUCUUUGUCUCCAUCUGCUGGUGGUAUGGCUGCAUGGCUGGCUUCCAUCUCUGCUUCAGGCUGUUUUCUCUGUGGUCUUAUUGGGUUUGGUCGAUGGUCGGUAAUGUGUGGGUUUGUGCAGGUGAUGCCCAUACAGCUCUGUGCUCUAGCUAUCUACAGCAUGUUGACUACGUUUGAGGCUUCGGCUAGCUCGCUAUUAGUGAUGUGACAGUUAAUUGUUGUCUUCUCUCAGGCAUGCUGCUAAAAUAAGAAGAAAAAAAUAAACAAAAGUUCAACUGAAGAGUUGUAACACGAGUGAGAAGUGCCAUCCGAACAUGAUCCAUCCAAGCACAUAACACAUCAUAAUAAUCAAGCAGUAGAAAAUAUACAGUAUGUUGGUGUUAUUCUCUUGUUUUGCCUUUUCUAAUAAUAUUUUUGAACCUAAAUGAAAAUUGAUAACAAUAAAUAUAGUAUAUAAAAGAAAAUGAAUAUAAGCGUAAAAUAUGUCAAACUAUUUUAUAUGUGAUUGCUCAAUUAUAUGGACAGCCUUCCAACAGAAGGACUAACACAUCAUCUUCCCUGUGGACCAAUCCUGAUUCAGAACUCUUCAUCUGCUGGGACUUAUAACCUUCCUGAUUGGACCUGAUUGGACCUAGUACAUGUCAAUAAGGCUGUGCGCGGACGACAAACCGAUUCACCUGGUGCUACUAAGUAACUUACAAUAACAGACCCCUCUCUCCCUCUGUACAGGGGGUUGGAGUGUGUUGGUGUCUCCUCAGUCUAACAGCAUCUCUCACACAGCCUAUACUGACAUGGGGAGCACAGACACACACUGAUGUUGAUUGAUAUUCCUAUCUAAAAAGAUAGGAUUCUCUUGUCACUUCAAGCUCUGGACUUUGAGUAGCUGCGGGCGUCUCAUGAAUGUUUCAUAGAUCUGUGUUUUCUAGAUCUGCGUUUCAUAGUUCUGUGUUUUCUAGAUCUGUGAUUCUCUGUGUGUGUCUCCAGAGUGUCGGAGCAGGUGUGUUGUUGGCCCUGAUAUCAUAUGCCUAUACUCUGUCCCCAGAGGGUAUGUGUUUUGUUUACCUUUGAGACUGGGGCGGGCUCAUCUAUAGGCCACACCAUGGGGCGUGUCUUUGUAGUAGACGCUCAGGUGUAUUAAAUGUCAGACCAGGGUGGGGUUCCUGCCCGACUAGAUUCACAGACACUGCAUUGUGUCAACCAAUGGUCGCAUGCCACGUCAUCGACUGCUCAGUCAAAAAUCACAUGUUGUGGUUAACUGGUAUGUUAAACACCUAUCCAGCUGUUGUGAGGUCUGGCAUGUGUCUGCAAUGUUGUCGGGCAGGACCACCAAUACCUGUUUUUACAGCUCUCUCACCUUCCCACUCUUCGUACCUCUCUCCUCCUGAGCUGCAUCCCCGUGGUGUAUUGAGUCUGAAUGAUGUGUAUAUCAAACAUUAAAGAAAUGUGUUUAAACUCA
Messenger RNA from Oncorhynchus kisutch (coho salmon), 8017 nucleotides. RefSeq names its product UPF0606 protein KIAA1549. Lineage: Eukaryota; Metazoa; Chordata; Actinopteri; Salmoniformes; Salmonidae. The transcript has 21 exons. The record is from RefSeq and is a predicted model, not a curated record. Bases 666 to 5078 code for a protein of 1470 amino acids.